AUGACUGUAUUUAAUAAUUCUGCAAGGAAAAACUGCAAUGCUCCACCCAGGAUUGAGAAUGGAGACAUUAUUAGUUUAUCUGAGAAAUGGUAUAGAUCAGCCUCUUCAGUAGAAUUCAGAUGCCAAAUUUAUUAUACCAUGGAAGGCCAGAACAGAUCUUUUUGUGACAAUGGGACUUGGACAAAAGUGCCUGUUUGCCUCGAUCCCUGUAUGAUUCCCAGGGCUGAACUGGAAAGCCAGAAGAUAGACAUUAAAGAUGGAAUGAAUGCAUCCGAAAAUAUAUUUGUGCAAUGUGGUCAUUCUAUUGAGUUAACCUGUAGAAUAGGAUAUGCUCUUGAAGCAGAUUCUUCCCAAUCAGCUUCUAAAAUCCAUUGUGAUGGGACACCAUCUGUGAUUCCUAAAUGCAAAGAAAUUACAUGCAACCCUCCAAGGAUAUUGAAUGGUUCUUUCCGAGCUCAAAGAACUAUAUAUCAUGAUGGGAAUCUAAUUCAAAUUUACUGUGACAGUGGAUUUAUUCUUGAAUCAGAUAAUGAGGAAAAGGUGGUUGAAUGCACAAUAAAUGGAUGGUCACCUUCACCAAAAUGUGUCCAAAUUCAGUGUCCCACUCCCUAAGUGAGGAAUGGCCACAUUGAACCUAGGCAAUCUCAAUACAUGUACAACAAUGAAAUUGAGAUAACCUGUUGUAAACAGGCUAUAUUUGUAGUGAUCCAAAGAAAGUACAUUUUGAAAUGUACCGCUAAUGGCUGGGAUCCCUCCCCUGACUGUCAUAAAAUUCAGGGUUUCCCUCCAGAAGUGAGGAAUGGCUGCAUUCAACCUAGCCAAUCUCUAUACAGGUAUAAUAAUGAAAUUGAAAUAACCUGUUAUAGAGUGCCUUUCUUUAUACAAGACCCCAAAAAUGGUUCUAAAUGUACUGCUAAUGGUUGGGAUCCCGCUCCUUCCUGUUAA
Molecule: messenger RNA, 945 nt
Organism: Pseudonaja textilis
Lineage: Eukaryota; Metazoa; Chordata; Lepidosauria; Squamata; Elapidae
Source: RefSeq, a predicted model, not a curated record